Molecule: messenger RNA, 1241 nt
Organism: Aspergillus campestris IBT 28561
Lineage: Eukaryota; Fungi; Ascomycota; Eurotiomycetes; Eurotiales; Aspergillaceae
Product: putative mitochondrial carrier protein (Rim2)
Exons: 4
Coding region: 103-1152 (349 amino acids)
Biological process (GO): pyrimidine nucleotide import into mitochondrion
Cellular component (GO): mitochondrion
Molecular function (GO): pyrimidine nucleotide transmembrane transporter activity
Source: RefSeq, a predicted model, not a curated record
CAUGAUUAAGUUUUCUUCUCCUUCAUCAAAGACAAGUUGCUGGAGCAGAAGAGGACGCUUAAUUUCUCUUUGACACGCGUCGAUCUCGUCAUACUUGAGAAUAUGCAGUCUCAUGUCCAUAACCCAGCCGAUCCGGCUUCGGAUUCGUUGCCCCCGACUCUUCCGACUGAUGAACUGGCUGGCCAGAAGGGCGGUUCAGCUUUCGGAUCAUGGUCUCAUUUGAUCGCCGGCGCAGCCGGUGGUAUGGUCACAGCGGUCUUGACCAGUCCGCUCGAUGUCCUCCGAACACGGUUACAAACCGACUACUAUCAGACCCAGUCAGCCGGUCGUUUAAUCAAAGCGCCGCACCCCCAGUUCCGCCAGUCCUUCUACCGCUCCUCCAUCGUCCAUUUCCGCGAAACGUUCGCGAUCCUCUUCAACAUCCACGCCGUCGAAGGCUGGCGCGGGAUGUUCAAGGGCCUCGGCCCCAGUCUGACGGGCGUUGUCCCCGCCAGCGCGGUCAAGUUCUACGCAUACGGCAACUGCAAGCGUCUUUAUCCGGAGCUCUUGGGGCUCGAGAAGGACUCGACGCUGGUGCAUGCCCUGUCCGCCGCCAGUGCGGGCGUGGCGACGGGUUCCGCCACCAACCCGAUCUGGGUCGUCAAGACCCGUCUGCAGCUUGAUAAGGCCGGCGCGCGGCGAUAUAAGAACAGUCUGGACUGUUUGAAGCAGAUUAUACAGCAGGAGGGCCCCAAGGGCCUCUACAGGGGUCUAACGGCCAGCUAUCUGGGCACUAUCGAAACGACGCUGCAUCUCGCGAUGUACGAGAAGAUCAAGGGAUUGAUGGCGAAGGAAAUCGACCUCGAGGGGAGCAAGGACAACCAGUUAGUUCAAGGCUUGGCGCUGAGUGGAGCUUCUGGGCUCUCCAAGCUAUUCGCAUGCUUGAUCGCGUAUCCUCACGAGGUUAUCCGCACCCGACUGCGUCAGGCCCCCAUGGCCGACGGCCGACAAAAAUACACAGGGAUCCUCCAGUGCGCGCGACUGAUCCUGAAGGAGGAGGGCAUGAUCGCGCUGUACGGCGGGCUGACGGCGCAUCUUCUCCGGACGGUGCCGUCGGCGGCGAUCACCAUUGGGACGUAUGAGCUGGUUCUCAAGGUCCUGGAGGGACGGUAACUGCAUUUUACCUCACUACUCCCUUUCCAUUGAUACUCCCCUUCAUGUAUUAUAAUAGAUGUAUGUAUGAUAGAUAUAGAACAGGCUGC